Messenger RNA from Colletotrichum fioriniae, 954 nucleotides. RefSeq lists its product as uncharacterized. NCBI's taxonomy places the organism in Eukaryota, Fungi, Ascomycota, Sordariomycetes, Glomerellales, Glomerellaceae. Gene Ontology annotation, molecular function: protein-folding chaperone binding. Gene Ontology annotation, biological process: mRNA splicing, via spliceosome. Gene Ontology annotation, cellular component: U12-type spliceosomal complex. The record is from RefSeq and is a predicted model, not a curated record.
AUGUCUCGAUACGGCUGGUCGACAAAUCGGGAACAAAUAUCCCCCUACGGCUCCACCCUCAGCGGCGUUCCCGACGUCACGGACGAAGACUUUAGCUACAUCACUACAGAGGACCUGCAGUCAACUUCUCUUGGUAGCUCCGUCCCGACGAGAUCUUACGCUCACAACCCCCGAUCCCGCGGCAGCGUCCCCGACGACGAUAUUCUCCUUAUCAAGAACAAGGGCAUUACCUACCCCGCCCACUUCCCCGCGUAUGCCAUUGGCGACGGCAAGCUGCGCGUCCGCGAUGUCCGAGACCGUGUAAGCGUCUUGUUGGAGCUGUCCGAGAGACGUGGGCGCCGCGUCAAGCUUCUUUACAAGGGCCGCCAACUCAAGGAGCCGGCUGCGCCCGUCAGGGAUUACGGUGUCAAGAACAACAGCGAAGUCAUGGUGGUGCUGCCCGAGGGCGAGGUCGACGCCGAGAGCAGCGACGACUCGGACGAGGAAAUGGUCGUUGUAGGUGGCGAUGGCGGCAGCGCUGUGGGCAGCAACGGUGGCACCGAUGACGGAAAAAAGCGCCGUGGCAAGAAGAAGGGUCGCAAGUCCAAGAAGCGCAGCAGCAACACCAGCCCGCGAGACAGCGCAUCAAAUCUCGGUGUCCCGGGUCAGGAGAGACAAAGCUCGCCGUCCCCCAGCAAGGCCAACGGCCCCCAUGCCAAGCUUGAUGCCAUUGCAGCAAAAUUCGAGGCGGAUCUGCGCCAGCCUUGUGAGGACUACAUCGCCUCGCCCCCGACAGACCCUAAGAAGAGAGAGGAGGAGCACCGCAAGCUGUCUGAGACGACGAUGCAGCAUGUACUUCUGAAGCUUGACGAGGUGGAGACGGAAGGCGACCAGGAGGCCAGAAUGAAGAGAAAGGCCUUGGUUCAGACCGUUCAGGAUGUCCUGAAGCGCCUUGACGCGAGGCUCAAGGCAUAA